CAAAACAGCUUGAAAUGGAAUUGAAAUAUGCAGGUUAUUCAUCUGUAUGAUAUUUUUCACCCUUAAAAGCUUGAAGUACGGAACGCCUUGUUUAUAUUUGGCACUCUAGGCGACUCUCGUGGUCAUCGAAACGUUCUGGAGCCGACAGAAGCUUCACAGAUCGAAGAGAAGAUUCUCGAAGACGCUGUUCUGGUUAGGAAACGAUGAAUCUCAAACAAGCUAGCUGUCUUGGUUUCCUUUUCAUGUGCUUGCAUCUGUGUAGAGCAGUCAAUAUCACAACAGAUGCCACACUUGGAAUAUUUUUUCAGAAAGAAAUCCUUGCCUCUGAUUUCAUCUCAGAUCCUUCUGAUCCAGUUAGAUUUAUAGCUUCAAAAUCAGGUUCCCCAGACCUUCCCCCCUGGUUACGUUUUGAACAAAAAGAUCCAACGGAUAGAGCCUUUAUUUAUGGCACUCCUGGGCGUGAAGUAUCCAGUCAGAUUGUGUUGGAGGUAAGAAAAGAGUUGUAGUUAGUUAUUCUCAUG
Messenger RNA from Orbicella faveolata, 521 nucleotides. RefSeq names its product epsilon-sarcoglycan-like. Lineage: Eukaryota; Metazoa; Cnidaria; Anthozoa; Scleractinia; Merulinidae. Gene Ontology annotation, cellular component: sarcoglycan complex; membrane. Gene Ontology annotation, molecular function: calcium ion binding. The record is from RefSeq and is a predicted model, not a curated record.